Molecule: messenger RNA, 1008 nt
Organism: Entamoeba invadens IP1
Lineage: Eukaryota; Evosea; Mastigamoebida; Endamoebidae
Exons: 1
Coding region: 1-1008 (335 amino acids)
Source: RefSeq, a predicted model, not a curated record
AUGACGAAAACAAAAGAGCCAAACAAGCUUGCCUUAGCAAAGCGUAUAUCCACAUCCUUUGAGGGUGAACAGGAGGCUUUAUGUAUAUCAUUGCUUAUUCGUCAUGGUGUUGAGUUCACAUUACUUAAACCUCGUAAAACACACACCAACAAAGAAACUUCCAAAGACGCCAUUUUUUAUACAAUUUCGCAGAUCCACUUUCCUUCACAAAAUGUGACUGUGGAUUUCCAGGAGAUAAUCGCCAAAAUAGUGAAAGACUCCAACAAAGCAAUCCCUGACUCAAAAAAAGACAAGUCGAAAUAUGAGAAGAGGAACGCAAUUUCAGCGACAAACAAUUUCAUGUCUGAAAUUCUUCUGCGCUUGAACUACACACUCACUUACCGAAAAACACGGGGCACCAGCAUCAUCCUCAAAAUGAACCGGAUCAACUCGAUCGUGGGAAAUGGCAUUAACUUAACUUCAAAAGCCAUUUCAGACAUGGGACGACUCCUCAACUCUUCGUUCAGAGCUGUUUUCAACACUGCUAAUAUUAAACGGGAAAGUCCAAUUAAGUUUGGGAUGGAACACGUCAUGAAAUUCUUUGAAGUGUCAACGCUUCUUCCAACACAAGUCAAAGAGUACAUCACAAACUUCUCACUCAUUGAAGUGAAGGAAGAACAAAACGAAGGUGUUAAUGAGUCCGAGGACAAGAACUCUCAGUCGUCAUCGCCCCUUCACUCGACCAAUGAAGACGACACCCAAAUAAAAAAAGAGGAUGACAUUACCCAAGUCAAUUUAAUGCAAGAGAGCACACUUCCAAUCAAUCAGAGCGACAGUGUUUUUCAAAGUCAGUUAUGCUUCAAUGAAUAUUUGGCCCAAGAACAGUUACAAACAUUACAAUAUGUAUAUGCAUACACUGAUGAAAAUGGGCAACUGGGACAAACGUAUUAUUCGGUUGUCCCAAUAGUAGACGUGAUUCCCACAGUUACGGACAAACUUCCUGGUUUGGAGGCUCUUGGGUUAAAGUAA